This is a messenger RNA of Aspergillus affinis, 921 nucleotides long. RefSeq lists its product as uncharacterized. NCBI's taxonomy places the organism in Eukaryota, Fungi, Ascomycota, Eurotiomycetes, Eurotiales, Aspergillaceae. The coding region runs from base 1 to 921 and encodes 306 amino acids. The transcript is spliced from 2 exons. The record is from RefSeq and is a predicted model, not a curated record.
AUGUUUCGUCACUGGACCUCUAUUAUCAGCCUGAUACUGCUGUUUUCCACCUUUCUUGUGAAUGCCGGUCAUCCUCUCUGGCAGUUCUCAACUAAAAUUAAGCGUGCUAUUCCGUUUGAUCUGAGCUCGCCAACUACUACAACCUGGCCUGGUGGUAUAGUGUUUUACUGCUGGGAUAGUCAAGCCACGCGGAGGGUAUUCAGUGCUGAUUUACGCCAUGCCAUCAACUUAUGGUAUGUGGCUGGGUUGCCCGAACCUCGUUUUAGGUUCUUCGAGCUUUCUUAUGAGGACUGUAUGAGAGAUCGCGUCAAUUCGCUAGUUAUCCACGGGGUCCCUGGGCCUUACGAGUUCUCGUCAACUAUCGGUAAAUAUGUUGGUCCUAUCAGUCAGUUACUUCCAGGGCCUCUUGCCUUUUUCCCUGAUGAACGUGAACCUGCUGGAUUUGGUGAGCAAAGCCAGGGUAAAACUGUUGAUGAACUUUAUGCUCCGGAUGGGGUCUGUGUUAAUCGACGCGCCGCCCUAGAUCACGGGUGGAAUAUCACUGCCCUAUUUUUCACAAUGGAAGAGCUCAAUUAUCUCCCUCAUAAUCCUCAUGAGUCGCCAGAAAAUGAAAUAGACUGGGACUCGCUUAUGCUCUACCACAGUAAUGUGGCCACUAAACGGAGCGCAACGACGAUUCGUCCCACUAUACGCAAAUUCAAAGGUAGAGAUUUCAAAAUCAGGAUUAAGCGCUCUCCUAGUCCAAGAGAUGUUCGAGCAUUGAUUGGCCUCUACGACGCCUCAGAGCAGCGAACACUUCCGCGUCUUUAUCACGACCCGCGCAGCGAAUAUCAUACCGCAUUCCAGAAUCUGCAGAAUUUUCAAGCAUGCGAUUGGCCUCCGCAGGGAGGUCCCAGUGGUGGUGGGCCCAAUGGUGGCUGA